AUGACCGAGCUGACUAUUGUCAGGUUGUUUCUCAUCAUGCUAUACGUCAAACGCGCAACGUUCGGUGCAAUGGCUUUGUACCAGGCAGAUCAAGGUAGCGAGCCCGAUGACUUCAGCACGAAAGCUAGCAUCAUGUUUGUUCGCCUGCCAAGUGGGUCGUUCGUCUUGAUGAUGAAGGUCAGGGAGCCCGUGUCGGAGACGAGGCAUAGAUUUUAUAGUGUGAUAUUAACCGCAGACGUCUCGUUCCGAUUUGACGAGGGCCCCCCGUCCAUGCAAUGGCUUCAGCAUGACACCUCGUUCACUAUUCAAUUCAGCAACUCCGAGGAACUGAGAGCCUUGGUGCAAUGCAUCCUGGUCGCACGGGCCAACGAGACCACAAACGCAAACGACGUCACAAUUGCUCUGCAUGAAGUCAAUGCCCUCCAGGCACAAAUCAAGUGCAAGGGAGAGGCAGCAUUUGUGGCUGCCGUGGAAGCCCCAGUGUCUAGCUGA
Molecule: messenger RNA, 492 nt
Organism: Fomitopsis serialis
Lineage: Eukaryota; Fungi; Basidiomycota; Agaricomycetes; Polyporales; Fomitopsidaceae
Exons: 3
Coding region: 1-492 (163 amino acids)
Source: RefSeq, a predicted model, not a curated record